Molecule: messenger RNA, 1024 nt
Organism: Cynara cardunculus var. scolymus (artichoke)
Lineage: Eukaryota; Viridiplantae; Streptophyta; Magnoliopsida; Asterales; Asteraceae
Product: ricin B-like lectin R40G3
Exons: 4
Coding region: 51-827 (258 amino acids)
Source: RefSeq, a predicted model, not a curated record
UUAAGUAACCACGCCCGUUUGGAUUUUCCGACGAACUUUGAUUUCAUGAAAUGGACCCAUACGGUCACAACCACACCACCCACCGCCGCCGUGAAGAACCACCUUACCCACCUCCACCCUACGUCGGUGGUGGACCACCACUUCAUCACCCCCCUCCGCCUCCUCAUGUCGACCACCGCCACCACCACAUCGUCCACCAUCACCAUGAAGAACCACCUUACCCCCCUCCCCCCCACGUUGAGGUCUACCCUCCUCCACCACAUCAUCCGUACACCGCAGACUAUUACCGCCCACCACCACCACCGCAACCGCAACCUAUCCACCACCAUACUAAUCACCAUAAAAUACCCGAAAGAUAUACCGAUAAUAAACCCACAGUUAGGGUUUAUAGCAAGGCGAAAAGCGAUUACUCCUUGACGAUCCGUGAGGGAAAAGUGAUUCUUGCCCCCUCUAACCCCUCCGAUCCUCAUCAGCAUUGGAUCAAAGAUGAGAAAUACAGCACAAGGGUGAAGGAUGAAGAGGGUUUUCCCUCUUUUGCCUUGGUCAACAAAGCCACUGGACAAGCCAUCAAACACUCCAUUGGUGCAACUUAUCCAGUUCAUCUGACAGAAUACAACCCUAAUAAACUCGAUGAGUCGGUUCUUUGGACCGAAAGCAAGGACUUGGGCGAUGGUUAUAGGGCAGUAAGGAUGGUGAACAACAUUCGGCUUAACGUAGAUGCAUUUAAUGGUGACAAGAACCAUGGUGGCGUGCACGAUGGCACGAAGAUUGUCUUGUGGGAGUGGAAGAAAGGUGAUAAUCAAAGGUGGAACAUGGUCCCUUACUGAUGUUGCAUCUGUGUGGAAUUUAUGUAUCUAUGCGGAAUAUAAUCUGGUGGGAGGUGUAUCGAUGUGUUUGAAAUAAAUCAAGUGUUGAACCGUUGAAGACUCGAUAAUUGAGUUGCUAUGUACUUAAUUAUAUUUCAGUUGGUUUUAGAAGGGUACUCGUGCAAUGUAUCGAGAUAUAUUUUCAAGAUUACAAAUAA